CUCAAGUUAAACCCAAUUAUACAAUAUGGCCUCCAAAAGCAACGCCGUCGUAAUAUUUGAUAAUCCCAGCAAGGAGGGCAAGAUAUGGUCACAUCAUGUACUCCGAGUUUUGUUCUCAAUCCAUUAUAAAGGAAUUCUCUAUUCAUUCAAAGGGAUCGAAUAUCCUGAUAUUGUCUCAACAUUUGCGCCGACGAGUCUGGAACCAAAAGAUGAUCCUAUAGAGCCAUACGAGAUACCGGUGCUCCAGUUCCAGACAUCAUCUAGCGCUGUUGGGUACGAAAUGAACGUCCCCAAGAUAAUUCAAGCCCUUGAGGACUUGAAACCUGAACCAUAUCUCCGGUUUGAUACGCCGCGAAGUGUCGAAUAUAGGGCACGUUUUGGACCAGCGUUUGUGCCUAUUAUCCAACUCACCGUUGGACACGUACCUCAAAUCCUGUCAGAGCGCAGUGCCGUGGCAUUUUGCGAGAAGCGGAAGCUACGAUGGGGAAAGUCGGUAGAGCAGUGGAUCGAGGAUCAUCCUAUACAAGAGGGUCUGUCUGUGGCGGAACCUCGACUCAGAGAGCUUGGCGACUGGCUGGAAGCAGUUCCCGGCCCGUUUGUCGAUGGCGACAGCCCUGGCUAUGCUGAUUUCACCAUUGCAAGCUUAUUAGCGUUUGUGAAAGCCGUUGGUUUGUCAGACGUUUUUGAAAGGGUGUUAGGCUUCCAUGCAGCGAUUCGGCGACUGUAUGAUGCUGUUGGUUUGACCCAAGCGGGAAAUAUUUGGUGCCAGUAUCUGUUUGAGGAGAGUAAAUAAGCCACUUAUGCAGGUCUUGGGCUUGCUGGGUACCUUGACAAGGCUGAUAGAAGACGUCGAGCCAAUUCGAUAUCUGAAGACUGAAUAUAAAUGGCAACAGAAAAGAAGGUCAUGCUCACACUAACUCUGUCCUUUCUGAUUGU
Messenger RNA from Trichoderma asperellum CBS 433.97, 936 nucleotides. RefSeq lists its product as uncharacterized. The record is from RefSeq and is a predicted model, not a curated record. NCBI's taxonomy places the organism in Eukaryota, Fungi, Ascomycota, Sordariomycetes, Hypocreales, Hypocreaceae.